Molecule: messenger RNA, 6350 nt
Organism: Salvelinus namaycush (lake trout)
Lineage: Eukaryota; Metazoa; Chordata; Actinopteri; Salmoniformes; Salmonidae
Exons: 5
Coding region: 220-2223 (667 amino acids)
Source: RefSeq, a predicted model, not a curated record
AGACAAGAAACGAGGUUAUGUUGGUUGACCAGUUGCCUUUAUAACAAACUUAACCCGAUCUAUACAAUUUAUAUUAAAAUCAAAUUACUCCGAUUUUUAAGAGAGACUGGUAUGCAAAUUGUUUGACCCUACAAGAUCCAGGAGACGGCGAACACAUAAGCCUGCGCGAGAAUCUCGAGUGAACCUGGAGUGUCAGUCCAGCUCCGGCACCUUGGCAGAAUGUACCCCAUAGAUCCAGAGAGGCACAGUCAACGGAGGGAGUAUGGAGAACCAGAGAGAUGCAGUCAGCGGAGGGAGUAUGAAGAACCAGAGAGAUGCAGUCAGCGGAGGGAGUAUGAAGAACCAGAGAGGUACAGUCGGCGGAGGGAGUAUGGAGAACCAGAGACAUACAGUCGGCGGAGGGAGUAUGAAGAACCAGAGAGGUACAGUCGGCGGAGGGAGUAUGAAGAACCAGAGACAUACAGUCGGCGGAGGGAGUAUGGAGAACCAGAGAGAUGCAGUCAGCGGAGGGAGUAUGGAGAACCAGAGAGAUGCAGUCAGCGGGUGGAGUAUGGAGAACCAGAGAGGUACAGUCGGCGGAAGGAGUAUGGAGAACCAGAGACAUGCAGUCAGCGGGUGGAGUAUGGAGAACCAGAGAGGUACAGUCGGCGGAAGGAGUAUGGAGAACCAGAGAGGUACAGUCGGCGGAAGGAGUACGGAGAACCAGAGAGGUACAGUCGGCGGAAGGAGUACGGAGAACCGAGCUCAGGACAAUGGAACGAUAGCCUUAAGAGAGACAACGCCCAGGCUAUGGCCAGAGAGCCCUACAGUGAAUACUCCAGCAUGAGGAGGACUAGAGAAGGUUGGGAGGAGUAUGGUAGCUCAUAUCAGAGGAAGCACAUCAUGGACCCGUCGUCCAGAGACUGGAGCGAAGGCUCAUUGAGGGGUAGCGGUGCUCCCUUCUCCCCAGACACAGAUGGGGACGUUGAUGGAGAUCCUCUGGAGCUCAGUGUGGAGGACCUAGAGGUCAUAGAGGAGAAGAGAGCUUGCAAGAAAGCUGUUCUUGCUAUGCCAAAGGUUAAACGCGGAGUUAAGGACAUGCCUAAAGCACAGACUGCAUAUGCAACAGCGAAGGACAUGUCUAAACAGAGGAAGGCGAACAAUACAACAUUUAACAGUAAUGUCGCGGACCAGUCCUCACGCAUAUGCCAACCUCUUAAACGGAGGGUGCUGGACAUUCUGAGUAAGGAUACCCCUGCCAAGCUGAAGAAACAAAACAAGAUGCGAGCAUUGGAGCUGAUGAUUAGCGCUCCCCUAGAAAAUGAAGAGGCCCGUCCUCUGAGACUGAAAGUGAAGGCUUUAAUGAACCAGCGACGCUCUCCCAACAAUGAGGUGGUCCCGAAUGAUAAACGGCACAAUCAGAGGCCAGUUCAUUCACUCAGGACACAGGAGCAAGACAUAGCAGCCACAGGCUUCCAGCGCUUCCUCAAUGUCCUCAAUGAAGGGGUGGACAUCAACAAGCUCUCAAAGAUCGUCAACAACAAAAAUGGGUUACUCAUUGUGGGCGAGAAGCUACCACAAGUUUGGCCGACUCUGCCCGAGGGUCAUGUUGACUCCAGCAGUAGAUCCAAGUCUUCUCCAGUUGAGGAGAAGAAGAAGGUGAGGCUUGAGGAUGAGCAGCGGUACGAGCAGAUGCAGACCCUGCUGGAGAUCGUUGGGCUGGACUUGGGGGUUGAGGAGUUGGGUCAGCUGACAGACAGGACCAAUGAUAGGCUGUAUGGGAAGAUGGGAGACUUGAAAAGGAAGUUCAAGAAUGAGAAGAGAAAAGAGAAAAAGGAGAGCGAGCCCUCAUUUAAACAUCUCAGUACUUCCUCAUUACCAUCAGACAGCGCCAGCCCUAGCCCCCUUCUAAACCAGCACUCAAACAUGACCGUUGAAUACAGCAGCUCUAGUAACAGGGUAUGGGACAUAGAGAGACACAGGGACAGAUCUGAGAGGGACUGGCACCGACACUCUGGUACCAGAGACAAGGACAGAGGGAAGGAAGAGGAUAUAGUCAGAAAAAUUGAGAGAUCUGAAAGAGAUGGAGAGAGAGAUGGGCACAGACACUCUAGUACUAGAGACCAGGACAGAGAGGGAGACAAGGACAGAGUCAGAAAAGGGGACAGUCCUGCGAGAGAGAAAUACGGGCGAAGAUGCUCUCGUACCAGAGAAGGGCCGAGUCAGAGAAAGGGACAGAUCUGAGAGAAACCGAAAGGGAGACGGGCACAGACACUCUAGUACCAGAGAGAGAGAGACAAGGACAUACCAGUAGUCAGAGAAACUAAGAGAUCAGAAAGGAAUAGAGAUAAAGACCCAGAGAAAGACUGGGACGGAGGCCGAGAGAGAGACCGGGACAGAUCUAGGAGAGACGGGCCGAUACAGAUCUGAGAGACACGGGGACAGAGACCCAGAGAAAGACUGGGACGGAGGCCGAGAGAGAGACCGGGACAGAUCUAGGAGAGACGGGCCGAUACAGAUCUGAGAGACACGGGGACAGAGACCCAGAGAAAGACUGGGACGGAGGCCGAGAGAGAGACCGGGACAGAUCUAGGAGAGACGGGCCGAUACAGAUCUGAGAGACACGGGGACAGAGACCCAGAGAAAGACUGGGACGGAGACCGGGACAGAUCUGAGAGACACGGGGACAGAGACCCAGAGAAAGGCAGGGACGGAGGCAGAGAGGGAGACCGGGACAGAUACAGAUCUGAGAGAGACAGAAACCGAGCGAUAGACAAGGACAUAGACAGGUGGUUGCAAAGGACCAGAGACAAACAGACAGCGACUGCCACACUAUUACUAAAGACUGGGACAUAGAGAGAUCUGAGAGGUUUAGGCAUGGGGAUGAGUCCAUUGACAGCUCAAUUGAGCUCUACUCAUACUCCAUUUACCCUGUAUACCCUGUUUCUCAUCCUCCUCGUGCAUCUAUAAUGGCAACAAACUCCCCCACCCAGUACUCUCAGUUUAUGGCAUACCACAGCAGCCCCUACACCAUUGCCUUCCCUCCAGUGUGGGGUUAUCCCCCUGAUACCACGCUUCCUGGUAUUAUGUCCCCUGGUACCAUGCUUCCUGGAAUCAUGCCCGCUGGUGCCAUGCUGCCUGGUAACAAGCCCCUCCUACCUAACCCCCCUGGGGAUCCACCCUACCCCAGCGCCCCCCCAUAUUACUCUAAUGGCACCACAUCCUUAAACCAGACAUACGCAUCUACCCAGCCUGCUAGCAACCUCCAGCUCACAUCUACCCAGCCUGCUACUAGCAACCUCCAGCUCUCAUCUACCCAGCCUGCUACUAGCAACCUCCAGCUCUCAUCUACACAGCCUGCUACUAGCAACCUCCAGCUCACAUCUACCCAGGCUACUACUAGCAACCUCCAGCUCACAUCUACCCAGGCUGCUACUAGCAACCUCCAGCUCACAUCUACCCAGCCUGCUACUAGCAACCUCCAGCUCACAUCUACCCAGGCUGCUACUAGCAACCUCCAGCUCUCAUCUACCCAGGCUGCUACUAGCAACCUCCAGCUCUCAUCUACCCAGCCUGCUACUAGCAACCUCCAGCUCACAUCUACCCAGCCUGCCAGCACUCCAGCAGUCUUAAGUUAGAGAUACACAUACACCCAGCCUGCUAGCAACCUCCAGCUCACAUACACCCAGCACGCUAGCAACCACAAGGAAAAGUCACAGAAGCAUGCAGAAGCCGUAGUGAAAGUGUCCUGUCAGAUGGCGACAAAGAAGUCCCCCGCGGUAUUGACCACUCGGAUAGCGACAAAGAAGUCCCCCUCUGAACCAGGGUCCAAGAAGAAAGCAAAGGGGAGAAACAAUAUAUUCUUCACAGGUAUAUUCAUGAAGAGUUAUCAGUCAUCUAAGGAAGUUUCAGUAUAAUAUGAAAUGGCUUGAGAAGAGGAGGAAUAAGGCUCACCAGCGCAAAAGAAAGCGAUUGCUUGCAGCAGGGAAAGUGGCCCCUCACUUCCCCUUUGAACCGGAGCCCAAGAAAGACCAAGAAGGAGAAGCAAUGAUAGAUGGGGAGAAACUACAUGCUGACACUGCUAAAGAAGUGGUCCCUCAGGAAGCUGCAAAGAAUUUGGAGACACCAUCUGAAACAGGGCCUAAGAAAGAACCAGAAGGCGAGAAACCACAUGCUGACGCUGCAGAGAAAGUGGCUCCUCAGGUGACUGCAAUCGACUCUGCGGCCCCCUCUGAAAUGGGCCCCAAGAAAAAAAUGUUGUAUCCAGGUAUCUUCAUGAGGAUUCGAAUCAGAUGUCUAAAGAGGCAUCAGUACAAGAUGAAAGGGAAUAGGAAGCAUCUUGCAAAGAGGAGGAAAAAGGCUUUCCAGUACAAAGGGAAGAGACCACUUGUAGACACUAAGGAGAAAGUGCCUCUAGAUGCUGCAAAGGACUCUGGGGAGCCCUCUGAGCCAAAGCCCAAGAAAAAGAAGAAAACACUAGAGGAAAAAGGAGAGCGGUUCCGUGUACCCUUAUGAAUAUAUUUGACAAGGGGGAAACUGUCAAAGGCAAAAGCAGAUACUGAGGCCAAUGAACCAGCACCCAAGAUGGAAGGGGAGGGAGGAAUGACAGAAGGGAAGGAACUGCUUGCAGACACAAUAGAGAAAGUAGUUCCUCAGAUGGCUACAAAUGACUCUUAGCUUCCCUCUGAACCAGGGCCCAACAAAGAACCAGAAAGAGAGGAAGAAACUACGUUAGAAGAGGAGAAACUGCUUGCAGAUCAUAUGGAGAAAAGUGUCUGCAAAGGGCCCUCUUGGAACCAAAGGCUGAGAAAGGCCGAGAAAGAGAGGACAACGCAAUUAAAGAUGGCGAGAAACUGCUAGCAGACCUUGUGGAGAAAGCGGCUAUAAUGGGCCCUGGCUUCCUCUCUGAACCAGGCUGAGAAAGAGACAAGGGGAGAAACAACAAGUUCUCCCUUGGUUAUCUGAAAUACCCAUGUUUUCACUAAGAUGAGGUUAUGUUGACCUUUUAUCUACCUAUGACUUGGCGUUCACCAUUCAACCACAUUUUGUUGUUGUUAUGGCAAAGCCUUUUAAUGACAUUGAAUUUCUUAAAUGUUCCUCAACUUGAAGAGUUCAACCUGAAGAUGGGCACGCCUAACAUAGCCUCAAAGGAUGGCUAGCUGUUAUCUUCACUUGGCAUCAUGAUCUCAUCUCCCACUAGAAUAGAACCUGCUGCAGACCCAUCCAGACCCUAUGGACAUCAGUUGGCUUACAUUCUUACCUAUCAUCCAUUUAUAGAUUUGUAAUGACACUAACAAAGGAUUUUUUAAAGUUGAGCCUUGUCCUUAAAUGCUUCAUAUUGAAGUUAUUUUCAGUGUAAUUUAUUAGUAUUGUGUGUAUGUGGUAGGGCCUAGGCCAUUCAUAUAUGCUAAGUACCUUUAGCGUCUAUUGACGAUAGUAUCUUCUGGCCGGGGGCACCGACACUUGCACGAAAUGUUAACAUGCAUCGUUUCAAUUAAGAUUUUGGAGACAUAAGGAACUAUCUUUCAUAUCAGUAGAGAGGAAAAACAUGUUUAUUGGGUUAGGGUUCUCACACGGCCAUAUUUCCAUGUUACAGUGCUUGUUUACGGAAAACGGACGGAAGACCGUUGACUACCUGUGCUAAUUAGCGAUCUGCAUCUCCAAAAACCUGUGUGUAAACGGAAGAUGGACGCCACAAACUCAUCACUGAAAAUACUGUCGGCUGCAACUGUUAACACCGGUUUUAUAAACUGGGUGGUUUGAGGCCUGAAUUCUGAUUGGCUGAAAGCCAUGGUUUAUCAGACCGUAUACCACGGGUGUGACUAAACAUUUAGUUUUACGGCUCUAAUUACGUUGGGAACCAGUUUAUAAUAGCAAUAAGGCUCCUCUGGGGUUUGUGAUUAUGGUCAAUAUACCACUGCUAAGGGCUGUGUCCAGGCACUCUGUGUUGCGUCGUGCCGUGGUAUAUUGCCCAUAUACCACUCUUCCUCUGGCCUUAUUGCUUAUAUAACACUAGAGUAAAUGUAUAUUUUGCAUAUGAAAGUUGAUGGCUUUAUGUUUCUAGAACCGUACCUCAAUUUAGAUGGAGUAUUUGGCUGCCAGAGACAAUUUGCCUGUUAUAAACCAAAUAAGGGUGUGGAGUUUACUUGGUCUGGUCAUGUGGUCAGAAAAAACUCCUGGCCCUAGACAUAGUACAUGUGUAUCAAUGCAUGAAAAGACUAUUGACGGCAUUAUGUUUGUAAGUUCUCAUGCCUGAUAGCUAAAAGUAAGAACUGCCCUUGUUUCAUUCCCCAGUUCAGUCAGCCUUCCUAUUUCUAUAGAUCAUCUUUCACUUUGUAAAUAUGUAAUUGAAUAAAAUAUUCUGUCUAAUA